This is a messenger RNA of Exophiala dermatitidis NIH/UT8656, 3304 nucleotides long. RefSeq lists its product as uncharacterized. The record is from RefSeq and is a predicted model, not a curated record. The transcript is spliced from 2 exons. Bases 29 to 964 code for a protein of 311 amino acids. Lineage: Eukaryota; Fungi; Ascomycota; Eurotiomycetes; Chaetothyriales; Herpotrichiellaceae.
CUGAUAUUGGACGCAAAAUGUCUCAUCGAUGUCAUCCAGCUGCCGGGCUCUCCGACGGGAUACUGUACUAGUACUUGUCACGUUCUUCAAGUUUAUCCUUGACCGGAUUGCUACUAGUACUAGCUGUGUGCACUUCGUCUCACAUCUCAUCUUGGGCCGAUAUACAAGGGAAGGGAGUGAUUCAGGAUCGAUCCAGACAGGGUCCAACUUAUCCACCCGCGGCGGCUUCGUCGGACUCAUCAGUCCUCAGUGGAGACAACACAUUGAUUCAGAAGAACCAAGCUCAAGCAGCCAAACACGACUACCGUGUUCAGGAAUAUACUUAUAUCGUACCAGCAUUGGGAUCCAUCUGGUUCCCCAAGACCAGCCAAGGUUCAAGAUCAGGCAUCAAAUCAAAGCCAGAACCUCGACUCGGCUCCGCACGGUCAAAUUCCAUCUCGAUCGCCUUUAUCUCACUCGGCGCUCUGCUUCGCUGCAUUUGAAACAAAGUGUAAGCCUCUUCAGAGAAACUCAAACAAUGUCUUCCGACUCGCAACCAAAAUCAAAAGGCAAAGACGCAGCCUCCAUCAUCGCCGCAGCAUCUCGCCCCAGCAAACCGGCACCCCAACACACAUCGUUCAAAAACGACGACAAGAAAACCGUCUGGUGCGAGACGCAAUGGACGAACUUGAGCAUCCAGGCCAAAAAACUCGACAUGCCGACUCUGCCUUACUUUGAUCCGGAGACCAUGUUGUUGAGUAAAGAAGUGAAUCGGAAAUUGUGGAAUCAAUUGAGCAAAUUAUGGAACUAUCUUGGCCCCGACCGCGCACCGUACGCCACUCCCAUCCUCCAUCCUGGUGGCGAGGUCAAAUGGCACUCCUUCCUUGACGGGGAUCUGGGCUCUGAGGCCGAAAUCUACGACGACGCUGUUGACGCCUUUAUGAGCGAUGCUCCAAGACCAGGAUGGUAUGAUUUAACUGGCUGAACAAAAAAUGAAAAAGGCAGACAGAAAAACAAAAUUGGGCAAAGGCUCAUGUUCAGCUAUCAUGUGCACUAUGGGCUACAUCGUCCUGAUCAUUCUCGGUCAUGCUGCCGCUAAAUACAUGCUCAGGGCUAAACUUUGCCUUAUCACCCUCGGCAGGACAACUCUGGGAGACAUGCUCGGAUACACCCUCUGUCCAGUAUUGAACAUUCGCCCUGAUAAGCCUGUAGCUCUGAAAUAUGUUCCGCCAACAGUUGGUGGCUUCAAUCUCUCUUUCCAUGCGGAGAGCCAUGUCAAUUGGAUUGCUGGCCGUGAUCCGUAACCCCUACGGCACAUAGGAAGAACUUUUUGUUGAUAUUGGAUAAGACAUACAAUGUGCAUGAUCGGAAUAGGAUCGUCUGGUAACAAAUGCAGCAAGAUGAAAGGCCAAGAGGUGCAUUCAGCCAAUGCGGAUCGACUGAUGGUCGUAGUGCUGAGGUUGUCGUGUCCCCUACCCAGUGGUCAUGCCAGUAUUCCAAGCCAUGGGGGAGUUACUCCAUGUUUGUAUUGACAAGUCGUAGAAUACCUUCAUCUUGAGCACAGAUGACCAGUAAGUAAAUGAGAUAAUCGGCAGAAGCCACGACGACUGACGCUGAGGUGGCUUAGCGGAAGCGAGGCCACUGGCUGCGUGGUUGGCCAGGUGCACCAAAUGGAUUGACAGCUGCUCCAGGACCUGGACGAGUGACCGAGUUGGGAUUGCAGCAGAGCAUGGCAACACGAGAACCAAAUUUGGAGCCGCGAAGAGAUACCAUGUGCUUUCGAAUAUGGAUGGCAACUUGCUCGCGCUGGUGAUGAUGAGUGUUCAUCAGGAUCCAUUGGAUCAAGUAAUUGCCAUACUGGUCACCCGCAAUGUCGAUAAGAGGGAUACGUGGACGGUCUGGGUGGGCGGUAGUGAUGACUCCAAGAUAUCGAUCCAAGAACUCCGGCCCUCCAAUCUUGAGACACUUCUCCACCACCUUGGAUGCGAAUUGGUCAAUGCUGUAGUUGUAGGAAUUGGCAAGGAUGUGGUCAAUGACACGACGCUUGUCCGGUGGGGAACCGUGCUCGCACAAGUGCUGGAUGCACCAGUUUCCGAAUUGUCCAUGUGCAAUCAGAUCAAUGUUGGCAAUGACCUCCUCAAUGGCAGGGCGCUUUUCGUCUUCGACACAGUUCUCAAAGAUGUUUUGCACAACAAGGCUGCCGGUCUCGCCCAAGGCGACCUCGUGCCACAUGCCUCGGAGAGCUUCGUUGACCUUCAACAUGAUCUGUGGUGGCUCACCGCUCCAGCGAAGUUCAAACAGUUUCUGCCAGACAUGACAAGCAUAGCGAUGGAUGACAGUGUCGGGAAUACGACGAAGCAAUUCUCGCACCAUGUCAGCCUUGUGAUCUUCCGGAACAGAAUCAAACGCCUUUUGAAUGACGUGACAACCGAAAGGGUCCAUGCUGAGCGAGAUGACAUUCCCAUGGAUGGCAUUUGCAAUAGCCACGACUUGAUCCGGAGUGCCAUGCUCAAAGCAUCGUUGAACCAGGAAGUUUCCGAAGCGAUUGAUCAUGAGAGGGUAUGCUUGGUUGACAAUGGACUCCACAAUUUCAAACUUCUGUUCGGCUGUGCCGACCUUGAGCUUCUGUUGCAGGAAGAUGCUGGCUUGUUGAUCAUUGUUACAGACAAUCUUGUCAACGAUGUACUUCCAGUCACAGGACACUGAUUUGUCAAGAAGACGCCGAUAGUUCAUUGGCUCAAGCGGUGUAACAUAGGUCUGACCGCUGACUGCUCCAGACUGUCGCAUUUGUUAGCAAAAGGCCAAGGUUAGACUAGACCCGAAUGACUUACUGGAAGAGGCCAUGGAUUGCCCGCGCCGUGAACAGAACCAGUGGGAAAGUCGGGUGCAGCCGGGGUGAUUGGUGUUGCAAGUCCUCGUUGAUAAGAGUAUUGCGCAGGAAGUGCCAUGGGACUGAUUGGUGGCGGAGUAAGAGUAGUUGCGGCAGAGGGGAAGCUACCGUAUCCAGCCAUUGGAUCAGUGAUGUUCGAGUUGAUGCGCAACUGUCCAGCAUUUCGUCUCAUGCCGACUGAUGCAUUGUACGGCAUCAUCUCAGAAUUUGCACGCAUGUCGUAACCAAGAGGACCUGCCGCUGCUGAGAAGUUGCGUGGUUGGAAGCUUGCAUCUGCAGGGGAAACAGUGGCUCCGUACACUCCAUUGUAGGCUUGACCAGAGAGGCGGGCAUCACGAGGGUUGGUGUAACCUGCCGCAGGGGCAUUUGUAGCCAAAACAUUUGUCAUGGAUGCAGAGGGAUUGUUCCAAAUGGCCCUACCACGUCCGUAGUUAC